AGAGCAAAGUAAACUUGAGUUCAAGAGUAAAGAAACUGUUGACAGUGUGAAUCAAAGUGUGAAUACAUCUAAUUUGCAUCUAAUACGACCCAAUGCCAUAAAAAGUACCUAUUUGGGAUGGCAGCACUGACAAGAAGUCACAUUGAAGUCUAUUGAAAGACGUCAACUUUAAAAAGCUUGUUUACCAGAUUUCUAAAUUAUAUCAAUUAAUUUUCAUAAAUACUUACUAGUUUGAUUUUUAUUUUUUAAUUAGGUAAAAUGUACACUUCGGAAGGUUUAAGAAGAUGAGUAUUUAUUUGCUGUUAUAUUUAGUGUUGGUGUUUGUGAAUUUGGUGGGGGGUAGGUAUGGGUUCAUAACACUGCGAGGGGCUGAGAGGAUGGUGAUGAAGCAGACGGAGAACAUGUUCGACAUCCCGGAUGACCACGUGGCGAGAGCUUCCUACAAAAACGAGAUCUUUCAAAAUGGCUGGGCGUACCUAGAAGUGAGCACACAGGCCGAGUUCGCAGACUCGCAGCAGGCGCACGCGGCCGGGUACCUGGAGGGCUAUCUCUCGCGGGACCUCAUCUGGAUGCACUGGUGCAACGUACUGCAAGGAUUUUGCAUUGGCAAGGAAGACGUGUGCCAAAUGGUGGACGAUUUCGUGGACGCCAACCAGGACUACGUGCUCACGGAGGCAGUAAGGCAUCAGAACGAAACCUACUGGUAUCAGGUGUGGCUGUUCUACCACCAGCUGGAGGGGCUCGCGUGGGGGUACAGGAACGCUACAACGGACCCGGACAAGCUCCUCACCUUUCGGGACAUCUUUUGGAUGAACAUGGUGGGCGACCUGGACGACCUGGCAUUCUCCAUGAUCCUCCGCUCCAACCACUCGAAGCGGGACAUCGACCCCGACCCCACGGCGCGCCUCGACCGCUGCACGGGCCUCGUCAAGCUGCUGCCGGACCUGUCCAAUCUCUACACGUCACAGACCACCUGGAACUCUUACAAUUCAAUGCUUCGGAUACAGAAGAUGUACGUGCUCAACUACCGAGUCUCGAGAUGCAGCACGGAACGGAUCCCCGGCUACAAGAUGUCUUUCUCCUCCUAUCCGGGCCUUGCCACCUCCUUAGAUGACUUCUACAUCAUCUCUUCGGGGCUGGUGCCGGCGGAGACGACCAUCGGGAACAGCCGGCGCGCGCUCUUCGACCUCAUCCAGCCGCUUGGGAAGAUCCUGGAGUUCGUGCGUUCGAUGGUGGCUAACCGCUUGGCGCGUGACGGACGCGAGUGGGUGAAAAUCUUCAGCCAACGCAACAGCGGCACCUACAACAACCAGUGGUACAUAGUGGAUUACAACAAGUUCAAGCCGUCGGAGAGGGGGUGCCCGGGGCGUGUCAGUCCCGGCCUGCUGUGGGUGGUGGAGCAGCUGCCCGGGGCCAUCGAAGCGGCCGACUUAACGCAAAGGCUGGUGAAGACCUCUUACUUCGCGUCUUACAACAUGGCGCACUUCCGGCGGAUCUUCGAGCUUGGCGGCGGGUUCGAGCGCAUACAGACGUACGGCGACUGGUUCGGACAGGAGUCACACCCGAGAGCGAAGAUGCUUAAAAGACUGCAGGCUGGUAUCCACAACAUGCGCGACAUGUUCCACGCGAUGCGCAACAACGACUACAAGCACGACCCCCUCGCGCGCUGCCCGCAGUGCAGCCCGCCGUACAGCGCGUGCAACGCCGUCGCGGCUAGGAACGACCUAAACCCUGCCAAUGGCACAUACCCAUUCCAAGCGUUAGGCCACCGCUGCCACGGCGCCAUCGACGCCAAGGUGACGAGCGCGCGGCUGCGCCCCUCGUACGAGUUCGUCGCCGUGUCCAGCCCGCCGUAUAACGAAGCGCGCGGCAUCCCGCCGUUCAAAUGGAGCGAGUUUGACUUGGGCAAGAAUGUGUCCCACAUCGGUCACCCAGAUAAGUGGGUCUUCCCGCCGGUCAGGCACGGCUGGGAGUGGCGAUGAGCUCCUCGCACAGCACAACUAGCACAAGGCUACAUGGACUGUACCUAAGAGUUUCUACGUUCAGAGCGUUGUUUAGCGAGUAUACCUCGUUUCGACACGAGCUUACCCGCGCGCUGCAUUUCGCGUAUCGGCGGUUUCAGACUAGCAUUUUUUCUGCGCGUGUACACAGUCGUUCGUUUUGGCGUUAAGUGCUUACACUCGCGCUAUAUUUCGCUACAUUUGGUGUCCAAAAACGAGGUUAUAGGAGCGUAUUAAACGCUAGCCUGAACCGCCCUAAAGGUGUUGAAAGGAUAGUUGAGGUGAAUAAUUAUGAUUACACACACCUACAUAAUACUAAUACCCUUUCAAAAAAGAUUAUGCAGAACUAAUGAGUGAAUGGAAUGUGAUUCAAGUCAACGAUAUUUUAAACUAAAUUUGAUAAUCUUUGAAGAUUUUUUUCGUUUACUUUCAAUAUUGAUAUAAAAAUACUAAUUUCAAAAUUCCGCUGCCGUUACAUGACAUUGUUGUGUGCGUGACCUUAACUCUGGGGCCGAUACCUAUGUACACUUCAGAGAACCUAUUUGCUACCAUCAGGAGAAGGAUCACUAAAGAUGCACGGUUAACUUACCGUUCGAAAACGUUAUUGCAAUGAAAUAAGUAUGAACUAUUAUAUGUAGUUAUAAUAAUUAGUACCAGUUAGCGUUGCUCAUACUAUUUUUCGCUAACCCGCUCCGUGCACCCGCUUAUGUCGGCGAAGGGCAUAAAUAUACGAUAUCUGCAUAUUGUACCAUAUACUUAAGGUCCGACCGAGAACGCUUUUUUUGUCUCGACCGAGACCGAGACCGAGAUUCAAUGGGAUUCUCGGCAGAGACCGAGACCGAGAAUUUAUAAAAUAGAAAAAAAGACGAAUUUUGCACUAAAAAUGUUUUUUUAAUCGAAAUUCGACGAUUUAUCUGAAAAAAGUUAUCAUAAUCAAUUCGUAGCGCUAUAAAUAGUAUUUUUAGGGUUCCGUAGCCAAAAUGGAACCCUUAUAGUUUCGUCAUGUCCUUGUGUCUGUCGUCUGUGCGUAUGUAACAGCCAUUUUAUUCAAAAACUAUACGAUAUAUUUUAUAACCAAAUUUGGAACGUACGUGUAGAUGUAUUAUGUAAGUCGCUUCAUAGUUAAGAAAAAAAUAUAUAAAAUAUAUUUUCAAAUAUAUACUCUAUU
Molecule: messenger RNA, 3168 nt
Organism: Cydia pomonella (codling moth)
Lineage: Eukaryota; Metazoa; Arthropoda; Insecta; Lepidoptera; Tortricidae
Product: putative phospholipase B-like 2
Exons: 13
Coding region: 285-1982 (565 amino acids)
Biological process (GO): phospholipid catabolic process
Cellular component (GO): extracellular region
Molecular function (GO): glycerophospholipase activity
Source: RefSeq, a predicted model, not a curated record